Molecule: messenger RNA, 1373 nt
Organism: Saccostrea cuccullata (small rock oyster)
Lineage: Eukaryota; Metazoa; Mollusca; Bivalvia; Ostreida; Ostreidae
Product: beta-1,3-galactosyl-O-glycosyl-glycoprotein beta-1,6-N-acetylglucosaminyltransferase-like
Exons: 3
Coding region: 132-1373 (413 amino acids)
Cellular component (GO): membrane
Molecular function (GO): acetylglucosaminyltransferase activity
Source: RefSeq, a predicted model, not a curated record
UAAUAAUUAUAGGUGUUAUUCUUACUAUUUAUCUUGUACUUUGCAAUGGGAAUACUUCUGAAACUAAAUUAUGGAUUCCUUUUGUUGGAAGAACUUCUUUGGUUCUUAAUAAAACAAAAGAGCAGCUGAAGAUGAAAAACAAAAUGGAUCUUAAACAGUUAAUUAAUUUGUUUGACAAAGGACCCCUCUUUGAUUCAUCCUAUUCACCUUUAUAUGAGAGAAUUCCAUCCAGCACAGAACCAUCUUUUGACUAUUUCUUAGGCGAAAGGAAUGUACCCAAUGUAAAUUGUCGUCUUCUUUUUGAAAAAGACUUACAGGAGAUUCAAAGACUCGACCAAUUUAAUAAAAGUGUCUCUAACAACAUAUCACUGUGUCAGCAAACGGAAGACUGUGACAAGUUUAUACAUAAUAGAAAAUAUGUUGUUGACCCCCUGACCGAGGAAGAGAAACUUUUCUCCAUAGCAUACAGUAUACUUGUAUAUGAUAAACCAGAGCAAUUUGAAAUUCUUUUAAGAGCUAUUUAUCGACCUCAAAACUUCUACUGUAUCCAUGUCGACAGUAAGGCCUCACUGGAAUUAUUCGACGAAUUUAAAUGCGCAAUCAAAUGUUUUCCAAACGUUUUCCUGGCUUCACAGAGGAUACCGGUCGAGUGGGGAAAGAUGAGUGUGUUAACCCCAGAAUUGGUCUGCCUGAAAGACCUCCUUCAGUUCUCUCGUUGGAAGUAUUUCAUUAAUCUAACAGGACAAGAGUUUCCGCUUCGCACAAACUACGAGAUAGUAAAAAUACUAAAAAUACUGAAUGGCUCAAAUGAUGCCGAGGGCACAUUAAAAAGGGCAAACAAGGAAAGAUGGAAUAUCAAAGAAAAACCACCACACAAUAUCAACCCCGUAAAAGGAUCGAUCCAUGUAACUCUUAACAGACAAUUUGUGGAAUAUGUUAUCAGUAAUCCCGUUGCGAAAGACUUCUUGAAUUGGGUCAAUAAAACAGAUAUUCCAGAUGAAACUUAUUUUGCAUCAUUAAUACACAACCCCCACCUUGGGAUACCUGGGAGUUUUAAAGGGGACAUUGAGACUGACUUUGCAGUAAAGAAACCAUUUUUGUCCCGCUUCAAAAACUGGGUAAAUGCUCCAAAUCCAUUACCAUGUCUGGGAAAAUAUGUCAGAUCGAUCUGUAUUUUUGGACUUGGAGAUCUUCCCCAACUGGCACGUCGUCCAGAGUUCUUCGCAAAUAAGUUCCACAUUGACUACAAGCCACAUGUCAUCCAUUGCAUGGAUCAACUGAUUUUUAAUAGGACAAGAGAUGAAUUGUAUAAAAAUCUGAAAUUUCGGACAACCUUUUAUGAAAAUAUAGAGUCUAUAAAAGAUGUUGUGUAA